AUGUUCUCAUCAUCAUCCAAUCGUAUCUUUAGAGUAUUGGGCAAAAAGAACCUCUCUCAAAUCUCAACCAACACAACACAAAAACGUCUUCUCAAUCUCCACGAAUACCAAGCACAAGAUUUGUUCAGAAGUUAUGAUAUUUCCGUUCCAAGAGGCAAAGUGCUAACAAGUGCAACAGAAACCAAGAAGGCCUGCACUGAAUUGGGAAAUCAUGUCGAUUAUAUUGUCAAGGCUCAAGUGUUAGCUGGUGGUAGAGGUAGAGGUAAAUUUAAGAGUGGACUUAAAGGAGGUGUUCAAAAGGCUCUUUCAAUUGGAGAAGCUGAAGAUUACGUAUCAAAGAUGUUAGGACAAGUACUAGUUACAAAACAAACUGGUGCUGAAGGUAAACCAUGUAACAAGGUUUAUGUUCAAGAAAGAUUAUAUGCUCGUAGAGAAUUAUACUUGGCUAUUCUUUUGGAUCGUCAAUCUGGUGGACCUGUAUUAAUUGGUAGUACCCAAGGUGGUAUGGCCAUUGAAGAUGUUGCUAGAGAAAGUCCUGAAGAAAUUCAUACAAUUCCUAUUAGUGUAAAGGAAGGAUUGCACAAAUCACAAGCUGAAGGUUUAGCUCGUAAAUUGGGUUUCCGUGAUGAAUUGCUUGACCAAGCUGUUGACCAAAUUACAAAAUUGUACAAUUUGUUUAUGAAGACAGACUCUGUACUUUUGGAAAUUAAUCCUCUCAUUGAAACUGCUGACGGAAAAGUUAUUUGUGCAGAUGCUAAAGUUAACAUUGAUGACAAUGCUUUCUUCCGUCAAAAAGAACUUUUUGCACUUAAAGAUAUCACUCAAGAAGAUCCUCGUGAUGUUCGUGCUGCUAAAUAUGAUUUGAAUUAUAUUGGUCUUGAUGGUAAUAUUGGUUGUAUUGUCAAUGGUGCUGGUUUAGCCAUGGCAACCAUGGAUAUUAUCAAAUUAUAUGGUGGUGAUCCAGCCAACUUUUUGGAUGUCGGUGGUGGUGCUUCCCAAGAUCAAAUUGUUGAAGCUCUUAAAAUUUUGAACGAUGACCAUCAUGUGCAAGCUAUUCUUGUUAACAUUUUUGGUGGUAUUAUGAGAUGUGACCUUAUUGCUCAAGGUUUAAUUAAUGCUAUGAAGGAAACUGAAUUAAGAGCUCCUGUUGUUGUUCGUUUGCAAGGUACUAAUGUCCAACAAGCUAAGGAUAUUUUGGCCAAGAGUGGAAUUCGUGUUAUUCCUGCUGACAAUCUGGAAGAUGCUGCUCAAAAAGCUGUUAAGAUUGCUUCCAUUGUUGUUAACGCCAACGAUUUGGGCUUGAAGGUCAAUUUUGAAACUAAAUAAUCAUUUUGAUAUGCCAAUAGGGUAGUUGAAAGCAUAUCCCAAUAAAUUAUUCUUUUAUUUAUUU
Messenger RNA from Naegleria gruberi, 1390 nucleotides. Its product is annotated as succinate-CoA ligase (ADP-forming). The record is from RefSeq and is a predicted model, not a curated record. Gene Ontology annotation, cellular component: mitochondrion; succinate-CoA ligase complex. Gene Ontology annotation, molecular function: succinate-CoA ligase (ADP-forming) activity; metal ion binding; ATP binding. Gene Ontology annotation, biological process: tricarboxylic acid cycle; succinyl-CoA metabolic process. The transcript has a single exon. NCBI's taxonomy places the organism in Eukaryota, Heterolobosea, Eutetramitea, Acrasida, Naegleriidae. The coding region runs from base 1 to 1326 and encodes 441 amino acids.